Molecule: messenger RNA, 447 nt
Organism: Acanthamoeba castellanii str. Neff
Lineage: Eukaryota; Discosea; Longamoebia; Acanthamoebidae
Product: ribosomal protein L27, putative
Exons: 2
Coding region: 1-447 (148 amino acids)
Biological process (GO): translation
Cellular component (GO): ribosome
Molecular function (GO): structural constituent of ribosome
Source: RefSeq, a predicted model, not a curated record
AUGCAACGCAUGAGCAGUGGGGCGGUGGGCUUGCGGACCAGCAAUGUCAGCAGCAUGGGAAAUGGUAUGAUGGCGAGGACGUGGGGCAUCGCAGUGGGCGGCUCAUCUUCGAGCACUGCCGCUACGCGCAUGGUCGGACCAUCGACUUGGGGAGACGUGUGGCGACGAGGCGCGACGAAGAAGACUGGCGGUUCCUCCAAGAACGGACGUACCUCUCGGCCCAAGUACCUUGGACCCAAGCGCGGCGAUGGUGAGGAGGUCAAGGCGGGCGAAAUCCUGCUUCGCCAGCGCGGCACUCGCAUUCAUCCGGGUCCCGGCGUCGAACGCGGUCGCGACCACACCCUCUACGCGACCACGCCCGGCGUUGUGUCCUACACCACCUCGCAUUACCCGUUUAUUUUUCACAAGAAGGGCAACACAAGCGCGUCUUUACAAGUGGGCAGUUAA